AUGCAAGCUGAAUUGGGACCCUUUGAGCCUGCCAACCAGAUGGUGAAAUGUAACCCUCGCCAUGGUAAAUACAUGGCUUGCUGCUUGCUCUACCGUGGUGAUGUGGUUCCCAAAGAUGUCAAUGCUGCCAUUGCCACCUUUGAGACAAAGCGUAGCAUCCAGUUUGUGGUUUGGUGCCCAAUUGGCUUCAAGGUUGGCAUCAAUUAUCAGCCUCCCACUGUGGUUCCUGGUGGUGACCUGGCCAAGGUACAGCGGGCUGUGUGCAUGUUAAGCAACACCACAGCUGUUGCUGAGGCCUGGGCUUGCCUGGACCACAAGUUUGGUCUGAUGUAUGUUAAGCAUUCCUUUGUCCAUUGGUAUGUGGGGAAAGGUAUGGAGGAAGGAGAGUUCUCUGAGACCCGGGAGGAUAUGGCUGCCCUGGAGAAAGAUUAUGAGGAGAUUGGAGCAGACAGUGUUGAUGGGGAAGAUGAAGGUGAGGAAUAUUAA
This is a messenger RNA of Dromiciops gliroides (monito del monte), 486 nucleotides long. RefSeq names its product tubulin alpha chain-like. The record is from RefSeq and is a predicted model, not a curated record. NCBI's taxonomy places the organism in Eukaryota, Metazoa, Chordata, Mammalia, Microbiotheria, Microbiotheriidae. Gene Ontology annotation, cellular component: microtubule; cytoplasm. Gene Ontology annotation, biological process: microtubule cytoskeleton organization; mitotic cell cycle. Gene Ontology annotation, molecular function: GTP binding; structural constituent of cytoskeleton.